UGCGGAGCGGGCCACUUACGCCCGAGUCCCCGGGGGACCGCGGACAGGGCCGGAAGAAGGGGGUUUACGGGGCGGCCGACGUGAUCCCCGUGGCGACCGCUGGGUGCCGUCCGUGAGGAGGCGCAACACAGCGGCGAGAUGGUAGAGGAGGGACGAUCCUGGCCGUGGAGAUGACCGUCCUGCUCCUGAUGAACCGGUGGGCGGUCGGGCUGGCGGCGCCGGUCCAGGCGGGGGCCGUGGUCGACGCGGGCAGCGAGGUGAUGACGAUGGGUGUGGGCCUUCACAAUUGGAGCAACGGGGAACCGCCUUGGCGGUGCAGGCGCUGGCUCUGUGGGCUGCUGCUGCUUCUUGUCUCUGUCACUACUCCCCCCACCCCCUCCUCUCCCUCGGCUCUCCGCCAAGUCACGUGAAAUAACUACUUCCGGCACAGAUAAAGGCGAGAUGUGAUUAACAGAAAAUGCACCAUGCUACUUUGAUUGCUACAUCCUAUAAUGUUGCCAUGACAACCGUAAGAAAAAAUUACCAGAUGAGAGCUGACUGUGGUGGCUUACAAAAUUUAUUCAAUGCAGCUGUCCUAGAUAUUCAUUAUUAUUAUUAUUACUAAUAAUACUUAACCAUGUCUAUUACAACAAUGAAAUCACGGAUAUCAAACUCAAAGAUGAGUGAUGAAAAGAGGGCCUGUACCACCAUGGAUGUGGCUAUGCUAUUACCAAAGAAGUUGCGAAAGCCAGCCACAUUUGGGAAGGAAGUACUGACUCUUAAAGGACCUGAUAUGGUGCGAAAGUUAGUAGUGCCUGGCCCAGAACCAAAUGUUCACCCAAUAUAUUUUGAUAAAGUCGAGUUUUGUCGUCUUAGGAAUCAAUCAAAGGUUUUGACCCCAGCAGAGAAGUUAAAUCAACAGGAAGCUGCUGAAGCUGCUCGUCAAAAAUUAGAAAAAGAGAGUGCUGAGAGGAAAGAAAACCUGAAAUCUUUUGAAAAGCACAGAAUAAAAAGUGUUCGUCUUGCGGAGCUCGAGGUAGAUGCUGAAAGGAAAGCAGCCCACUUACUUGCAAGAGCAAGAGAACUACAGCAAGAAUCCCAGGAUGAAGUAAAGAGUGCAAAUAGGCUUAUAAUCAGCACCAAGUGCCAUGCAAUUCGGUCUGCACAGAUAGCUGAAAAGCAGCUCAUUCAGAAAGAACUAGCAGCAGAGGAGCAGCGUCUAGACAAAAUGAUGGAGCAGCAAAGAAUAAUUGGGCUGAAGGAAGAGGAAAAACGCAAAGAGGAGGAAUCUAUUAAAAAUCAACGCUACUUGAAGGCUUUAUUACAUCAAAUUCAGGAAAAUGAAACAGAGCGCAUACAUGAAGCAGAACGGAAAGAAGAGGAAAGCCGUUUGAUGAAUGAAGCUGCUAUGCAAGUGCAAUUAGAUGAGCUUCAAGCAUACCGCAACAAGCUUGAGGAACAAGCAAGAACACGUCAAUAUUUGUCACAAGUCAAUGAGCAGCUUAAAUACUUCCAGGACUUGGAAAGAGAGGAAAAGCGGCAAGCUGAACUAAAAGUGCAGAAAUUCAUGGCUGAUAAAGCAGCACGAGAAGCAGCACUUGAGGAGGAAAAGAGAAAAACAAAACUUGCAAAAGAACUAGAAAUUGCUCGUUUACGAGCUGCCCAGGAAAGGAUGUCAGAUCUCAAAUCACAACAAGAUGAACUGAAGGCAUUGAGAACACAAGAUGAAGUUGAACGCGAAUGGCGGAGAAAGGAAAAGGAGGAGGCUAUGAAAAAAGCCAAGGAAGAACAUGUACUUAAGCUAGCAAGACAAGAUCAAAUAGUCCACCGCCGUAGUAUGCAGGCUGUAGAGAUAGCGAGAGAGAAGCAACAGUUUGAGCGAAUAAUAAGAUCCCAACGAUUAGAUGCUGAGCGAGAAAGAUUAGAACUGAUCAAAAAGCAAUCUGGUUUGGAAGCAUACCGGACUGCCAUACUGGAGCAAAUAAAUGAAAAGGAAAGGGAAAGGAUUCAAAUGAGAAAAUUGAAGUUCCAAGAUGGAGAAGCGCUGCGAGCUGAAGAGGAAAUGAGAAAACGAGAACUUAAUCUCACAAUGAAACGUAAACUUGAAGAGCUGAGGGCAAACAAAGUUCCAGAUACUUACAUAAAGGAAAUAGAGCGUCAAUUAAAGCUCACUGACAUAAAUUGACUUCACUGAUUUUGAGCAUGAUUCAAUUGAUUGUAUGAAGAAUAAAUUUGGGUAUGAUGAAGAAAAGUUUAUAGUGAGGCGGCAUAGUAGUUGCACAGCAAUUAAUUGUAAUCCUAACAUUCUCCUUCAGCACAACCUGCAGGAUAAGUACUGUAUCAUAAUUUUCACUGAGAAACCACUGUAUUGACUUAUCAGAUGAGACACUUUGUACCAGGUAGAUUGUGCUUGAGGUUGAGUAAUCAAGCUGCUUGGCAUAUGAAACAUACACAGUUUUCAAUAAAAUCUAAGUUACCAGAAAGAAAA
Molecule: messenger RNA, 2467 nt
Organism: Frankliniella occidentalis (western flower thrips)
Lineage: Eukaryota; Metazoa; Arthropoda; Insecta; Thysanoptera; Thripidae
Product: cilia- and flagella-associated protein 45-like
Exons: 11
Coding region: 617-2164 (515 amino acids)
Source: RefSeq, a predicted model, not a curated record